Messenger RNA from Drosophila montana, 3211 nucleotides. Its product is annotated as cytoplasmic dynein 1 intermediate chain. The transcript is spliced from 10 exons. The coding region runs from base 278 to 2296 and encodes 672 amino acids. Gene Ontology annotation, biological process: transport along microtubule. NCBI's taxonomy places the organism in Eukaryota, Metazoa, Arthropoda, Insecta, Diptera, Drosophilidae. Gene Ontology annotation, molecular function: dynein light chain binding; dynein heavy chain binding. The record is from RefSeq and is a predicted model, not a curated record. Gene Ontology annotation, cellular component: cytoplasmic dynein complex.
UUUGUUGACUACGGUCACACUGGCGCUGUUCACAAAACAUUGCAAUCGCAUUUUCAAUUGGAAUGAAAUGUUGAUUUAAUUGCAAUUUGUGCAUAUUUAAUAAGUCCGAGAACAACAUUAAAGCUAGCGUAGCAAAAGCUGCUUUCGAACUGCACUUGUAGUUGUAGUUGUUGUUGUUGUUGUUGUUGUUGUAGCCCGAACUGAGCAACACCUUACCAGCCUUACCUCCACGAACUGCGGCAGUUGAAACAAAUACGAGCGUUGCCACACCUCAAAAAUGGAUCGCAAGGCUGAGCUGGAGCGCAAGAAGGCCAAAUUGGCAGCACUGCGCGAGGAGAAGGAUCGACGUCGCCGCGAAAAGGAGAUUAAAGACAUGGAAGAGGCAGCCGGACGCAUUGGCACCGGCACCGGCAUUGACAAGGAUCAGCGCAAAGAUUUGGAUGAAAUGCUGUCCUCGCUGGGCUUUGCGCCCGUCUCUGAGGUGCUCUCCUCGCUGUCUUCAGCCAAUUCGCUGACAUCUGAUAAUUCCAAUACACAAACGCCUGAUGUUAGCCUGCAGGCCAACGUCAAUGGACAGGGCAGCGCCGGCAAGAAACAGCCACUGAAUCUGAGCGUUUACAACGUGCAGGCCACAAACAUUCCACCAAAGGAGACACUCGUCUAUACGAAACAAACACAGACCACCAGCACCGGCGGACACGAGCGUGAUGUUCUUUCUUGCCACUCAUCGCCUCUGUCAGGAUAUAUGGAGGACUGGUGGCGUCCACGUAAAGCUCAUGCUACGGAUUAUUAUGAUGAAUACAAUCUUAAUCCGGGUUUAGAGUGGGAGGAUGAAUUCACAGUGCUUGCAUUUGAUGCCCAAGGAGACGACGAAGAGAGCUCGCUGCCCCAUCUGGACCAUGGCUUUAGUUCGAAGCUGCCGCCUGGCUAUCUCACCCACGGACUGCCCACGGUCAAGGAUGUGGCGCCAGCCAUAACACCGCUCGAACAGAAGAAGGAGCAGGAGGAGAAGAAGGAGGUCAAGGAACUGUCGGAGGAGCAAAAGCAAAUGAUCAUACUAUCGGAGGACUUUCAGAGAUUCGUGUUGCGUGCCGGACGCGUCAUUGAGCGCGCCCUCUCCGAGAACGUGGACAUCUAUACGGACUACAUUGGAUGCGGCGACAACGAGGAGGCGAACGAUGAACGCUCCCAUGCCCGUCUCUCGAUGAAUCGUGUCUUUUACGAUGAGCGCUGGUCAAAGAAUCGCUGCAUCACCAGCAUGGACUGGUCAACGCAUUUUCCGGAACUGGUCGUCGCCUCGUAUCACAGCAACGACGAGAGCCCCAAUGAGCCGGACGGCGUCGUGAUGGUCUGGAAUACAAAGUUUAAGAAGCAAACGCCCGAGGAUGUCUUCCACUGUCAGAGCGCCGUGAUGUCGACAUGCUUUGCCAAAUUCAAUCCCAAUCUAAUACUCGGCGGCACAUACUCUGGCCAGAUUGUGCUCUGGGAUAAUCGUGUCCAGAAACGCACGCCCAUACAGCGUACGCCACUGAGCGCUGCCGCGCACACACAUCCCGUCUAUUGUCUGCAAAUGGUUGGCACACAGAAUGCGCACAAUGUCAUCUCGAUAUCGUCGGAUGGCAAGCUGUGCUCCUGGUCGCUGGACAUGCUAUCCCAGCCGCAGGAUACCCUUGAGCUGCAGCAGCGCCAAUCGAAGGCGAUCGCCAUUACGUGCAUGGCCUUUCCGGCCAAUGAGAUCAACAGCUUGGUCAUGGGCAGCGAGGAUGGCUAUGUCUAUUCGGCCUCGCGGCACGGCUUGCGCUCCGGCGUGAAUGAGGUAUUCGAACGGCAUUUGGGUCCCAUAACGGGCAUCUCAACGCACUAUAAUCAAUCGUCGCCGGACUUUGGACAUCUGUUCCUAACAUCGUCGAUCGAUUGGACAAUUAAGCUGUGGUCCCUCAAGGACACGAAACCCCUGUAUUCGUUUGAGGAUAAUUCGGAUUAUGUUAUGGAUGUCGCCUGGUCGCCCGUUCAUCCCGCUCUAUUUGCUGCUGUCGAUGGUAGCGGUCGCCUUGAUUUAUGGAAUCUCAAUCAGGAUACCGAAGUGCCAACAGCAUCAGUCGUUGUCGAUAAUGCGCCAGCCCUCAAUCGCGUCUCCUGGACACCAUCGGGCCUCCAUGUGACCAUCGGCGAUGAGUCCGGCAAGCUCUAUGUCUACGAUGUCGCUGAGCAUCUGGCGCUGCCGUCGCGCGACGAAUGGUCCCGAUUCAAUGCUACCCUCAACGAGCUCAAGAUGAACCAGAACGACGAGGUCUAAUAACAACACACCACAAACCAGGCAUUAGUUUCUAGAAUUGAACAGAGAAGCGUUUUCGUCUAAACCAAAAUCGUUAAUGUGCAUCGCCAAAAAAAAUGGGGGAUAUAUAUACAUAUAUACAUAUUUAUAUAUUUAUAAAUGUGCUCUAAUUGUCCGUGCAUUGUGUUGAGAGCUUUGCUUUACUUUUGUUCAAGUUAUUUUUAUCAAAAGCUCCCGCUUUCCACCCAUUUUCCACCCGCUUUCCACCCAUUUUCCACCCGUUUUCCACAAUGCGCCCAAGCUAAGAGCUUUAAAGCUUUUCGAUUUAUUCCAUCAUCCCCCUGCUGCUGCUUUUUUUUCGUUGGUAUUCAAGUGAAGUUCAUCAAAUGAAGUUGCACUGAGAAAUACAAGAACCCGAAAAUAUAUAUAUAUAUAGAUAUGCGCGAUAUAUGCUUUAUACGAUUUUAGUUUAAAUGCGAAACGUUCUUUUCUGCGUGCUGUUUUGAAGGUCUCCUCCCCCAUUGGUAUUUUGUAAUUUAUUUGAUAUAUAUAUAUAUAUACAUAUUCUUAAUAUGUUUAGAACUGAUUUCAUUUCUUUCGGUAUUGAUUUUUCGCCCCCACGAGCUGUGUACAAACAAAAAGAAAAGGGAGAAAAUUCAAGAAAAUAACGGCAAACAAAACUUAUUUGCGCAAAGAUUUAUAUAACAUACAACAACAAUAAAAUUAUAUAUAUAUAUACAUAUACAUAUAUAUUAUAUAACGCGAUAUUUACACACGCGUGCAUGAAGCGAACCAGUUGAGAAUUAGAAGAAUGACAAACUGUAUUUGAAUUGUAUAUUAAAAAAACUCAUGCAAGCGACAACAACCAACAGCAAUAAAACUAAACCAUUUAACGAGAUUAAAUAAAGAUAAAAAUUAUAUACAUACAUAUAUAUA